Messenger RNA from Rhopilema esculentum, 8629 nucleotides. RefSeq names its product potassium voltage-gated channel subfamily KQT member 1. Gene Ontology annotation, biological process: potassium ion transmembrane transport. Gene Ontology annotation, cellular component: voltage-gated potassium channel complex; membrane. The record is from RefSeq and is a predicted model, not a curated record. Gene Ontology annotation, molecular function: voltage-gated potassium channel activity. Lineage: Eukaryota; Metazoa; Cnidaria; Scyphozoa; Rhizostomeae; Rhizostomatidae.
GAAUAGUUAAAAUUAGAAUACACGAAACUUUGAACAAAAAAUUCUUUUUCAGCGAAACCAAUAAAUGGCUUGAUUUGCUUGAGAACGUCCAGUUGUGCCGCAGCUUUUUUUGCAAAGGUUUGAUAUAUGUAGAUCAAAGUUCAAUUUGUAGUCUAGUGUUACACCAAGGAGUUUAACAGUCUCUUCAGAUUUGAUAGAAUGUCCUUGAAAGUUAAGAUUUAUGCCACAAGUAUUUGUCUGGUCCUUUUUAACAAAAAGUGCAUGGAAUUUGUUCGGGUUCGCAAUCAUUUCAUUUUGUUCGAGCCACGACAAAGCGCUGUCGGCUUCAUUUUCCAAGACCUUGACAAGAUCUGGAAAGGAUUCGGAAAAGAAAGCAAGCGUGUUAUCAUCAGCAUAAUUAUACAUGGUUGCUUGCUUUAUAAAAGAGAAAAGGUCAUUAAUGUAGAAAUUGAAAAGAAAAGGACCUAAAACUGAUCCCUGUGGUACUCCUGAUACAAUUUCUUGAAAGGAACAGUAAACGUUAUUUAUUUCGGACACUCUGCUUCCGUUUUUAAGAUAGGAAUGGACAAGAACCAGGGGGUGUUAUGCCCCCGAAUCCAUGAUAUGUCUAACAGCUCCUGCUGUGAUCAUAGGGAGUUCUAGGCAGGAUCAUUUUCGUAUUUUGUGAAGAAAUAUUCGUUAAAAUUCGACGUUCUUUUCGUGAUGUAAUUCAUUGAUUUUUGAGACGGCCUUUACGUAACCAAAAGUUGUUAAUGGGCGAUACCUUCAUGUAAAUUGGCGUUUCUUGUUGGUAAAAACGCGGGUAAAAGGACGUUUUCUGGCGGUAAAAUGAGCACAGCCUUAUUUUUAUGUUUUGUCACCUCCCCCCUCCCCACGCCUAUUUUGCUUGUUCGUCUAGCAAAAUAUUAAGAAAAGCAUCCAUAGGCUCUGAGGAAGGGGGCAAAACAAUCUUUUUUGUACUGUGAACUUAUAGGAUUUUUUAGUAACUACUGUUGAUAUCAUAGCCAAAGAAAUAAUGCAAGGGGGGUUACCGGUCAUGUGUCAUGGUCCCUUUUCUCUUCUGAUGUUUCUUCAUUAUGUUGAGGGCCUCCCCUAAGAAUUUCCCUCUCCCUACAAGCUUGCGCUCUCCCUUGGAACUUGAGCUCUAGGUCACCGCAACCGUGUUGCAGCCAGGGGCGUAGCUACUGGGGGUGUGGGGGGAGUCACACUCCUGAUGUUUUCAUACAGUGGUAAAAUUCGGGCAAAUACUCGGGAAUAUAACAUUCCGGUAUGAAAAAGUUCUCUUUAUUUUUCAAUAUACAAUACAAAACAACGAAUAACUUAAAUAUCUAGAUAAUUAUAUCAUUUAAGUAUAUAUUCAUUGCCAUUAAAUAUAUUACAUAAACUAUUAUAAAUCAAAUUUCCGGAAAAGUUAUUAAAAACGGAAAAAUUCGGGCAAAAACUUUUUGACAUCUCCAAAUAAUUGUAGUUUCAAUACUCUUCUGAAUGCAGUUGUUGAUAGUUUCCGAUUCCGGUUUCGAUAAUAAGACAGGUCACAAUAUCCUAUUUGUGCACCAAGCAGUGAUCUUUGCUUUUCUUUGUCCAGUAAUUCACGUGCGAUCUAAAAUUAUCCUGUUUGCAUGGGUUGCUCUUUUCAAAUAUAGGGAUGCGGGAAUUCUUGUUUCGCAUCUUUAGGCCAUCCAUCCUUCUUGCUAUAAUCAGAGAGAGAUAGAGGGGGGUUUAGAAAUGCUCUGAUUUGCAAGCGGAGCCAGGUUUUUGCAUGCAAUUUUGCAUGAAGUGGUAAGACAUCUUACAGAAAAAGGAAGUAUUAAGUUUGACUGUUAUAUGAAAAUCGGAAUCUGGCAUGAUUCAAAGAACUACUGAUUUGGCCUUAGUCACUUGAUUUCUUGUUGGUUCUUAGAAAAAGUUGUUAAAAACAAGCCGUGGAUGUAGUAAUGUUCAAAGUCCAAAAAGGAUUGAGUAUCCUUGUCGGCCAUUUUGAAUGUCAUUGGAGAGUACAGGGGUGGUUUUGGUUUCUUGGAAAUAGUGGAUUGUAUUAAAAAAUGAGCAGUAAUUGUGUAGUGAAUCAAUUUAGGUUAUUUUAUACAAUCCAUCAUUUCUUUUUCUGCAUUCCUACGUAAUUCUAUAAUUCUUCAUACUCUAUGCUAAUUACACUUCAUUUUCGACCUAAUCCAUUACAUAAUUGUUAGCCAUCAAGCACAUGCUUUCCUUUGUAUAACGGUUAAUUAGAUUUGCUAGUUUUCUAUAUCAAUACCAUAAAGAUGAUCAAUACCAUUUCUAUGAUCAAUACACACUUUUGUAAAUAAUAAUUAGUCAGUAGAAAUCACGUUACACAUUGCACAAACAGUUUGCAUCUCUCUGGCUCCGUGUCCUCUGCUCCAUUUUUAAAACUUCACACAUCUUCAUUAAAAUAAGCGAACACUUCCACGACAGCGACCAAAUAUAUCGAUUAUUUUAUCGAUAUCUUUUUGUGAACAUGAUUUGCAACUUUUUCAGCAAUUAACACACUUUUUUGCUUACCUGACUAUUCUUGUGAUUAUUGAACAGUUUAUGUUCCAUUUCAAGGAUGCCAGAAACUCAUUAUCUUUUUGUAGAAGGAGCAAACCUUUAUUAUGAUUUCUGUCGAAGGGUUUGCAUUCACGCUUGUGUAACACAGUUUAGAGCACCUUGAUUCAGCGUUUUUCAAUCUUUUCUAUCCACGGCACAUUAUUUGCGGAUAGUUGUAAUUUUUUUUUCAAUUCUUUCAAUUCUUUCAAUUUUUUCAAUGGACCAAUUAAGUGAAAUUAUAGAAUUCUCCACGGCACACUAGGUAAUACCUCAAGGAAAAUAACUAACAAGAAAAUAAUUGUCAUUUUUAUCUUUUUUUAUUGUGUUUGACAUGCUCUACACCAUUUAAUGUGAUCUUGCUGUCCGUGAAUAGUCUCGUAGCAGUUUUUGCUUAGGGCCCAGAUGCUUUUAUUACACCAAAGCACAUACAAAGUAAUAUUCACUAUCACUAAAUCGUGCAUAGAUUUCUUCCAAAACUUUACCCAUUACAUUGUAGAAACAAUUGAACAGAGCUAUGCUUUCUAGAUGGGUGUUGGGGUCUUUAGCCUUGCAAAGAAAAUAGGUGUCCUGUCCACUGCCUUUACUGACUCGCACUGGCAAGCCCAGUGUGUUGCACUUUGUCCCUUUUACCUAUAUGACGGUUCAUGUUGAACUUUUCUCUUGAAAUGGCAUGUCUUUUGGUGUUAGCCUCAAUGAAAUUGUAGAGACCUUGAGCAAUACCAAGUCCAUUUCUCACUGACUCACUUUCUGCAAGAGUCAACUAAUGGCCAAGGCAGUGGACAUAGAUGCUCAGCGGAGAACAGUCCUCCAUUCGCUUUUCCAAGCCCUCAGCUUUGCCGCCCAUGAUAGACCGUCGAAGCAUUUGCCAACAAGUUUUUACAUACGCUUUUAAGCCGCAUUUGUGCAAUUGCUGAAGACCGAGUUUUGUAAAAUUUAGCAAAAACUUCCUUUCGGACACCAUUCAGUGCAAAAAUGACACAAACUAACAUUUAUUCGUGCUGACGAAAGCAAGAUGUUUAAUCAAUUAUGAGAGCAAAAUAGCCGCUUUCUUUUACUUAUUCGACAAUCUUCUCAAGCUCUAAUUGGGCUGUUGCUGUUCUUUUCGCUUAUUUGUCUUAUUUUCACCCAAUAUAUUUUUACCAUAUUCCAAUACUUCUGAAAGCGCUCACGAUUACGACAACUUGAUUUUUUCAUCUCAGAUAUUUUUAGCCAUGUUCAAAAUGUAGUUUUUCUUAUGCUUUUUGCUUUUGGAGAAGGCUCCUGCCCGAAUUUUGCCCGCAAAAAUCAGCUGCCCGAAUCUAAGGGGGGGGGGGGCUUCAGCCUCCCCCAGCCCCCCGUCCCGUACGCCUAUGGCAUUGUGACGUAGCCCGGCAUUGUGAUGUAGCAGUGUCACCAAAUUUAAUCGUUUUGUUUGGAUUUUUUCGGUAAAGGGCAACAUGUCAGCGUUAUAAAUUGAUAAAUAAUUGGAUUUAUGAAACGAAUUUUAUCGUUGGAACUUUUAAGUCAGUAACGGUUGGUUAAAUAAUUUGGCUGGGGGUCCCUUUAUCAUAAUUAUCUAGUCUUUAGCAUUGCAGCGAAAUCCCUCUACGACGAUCUUUGAAGGGACCAAAAGUGUGGCUCGUUAUAAUGGGAGUUCGUUUAACAAUUGACUUGCUUUAUCAGAGUAGUUUGUUAGGCAAAAUUGUGGGACCAGAAGCUUUGAUCGUUUAAAAGGGAGAUUUCCGAUUUCAAAGGAUCUUUUAGUUUGAUUUUUGUUGUUCACGAAUGACUCCAAUUUUUUUCAGUUUACUCGGUUCUGUUCAAUACCAUCCCAUGUAAUAACCAUAAUUAACGAAAAAUAUAGGCAAUCGAAAAGAGCACUUGCCAAAAGAUCUGAAAGAAAAUUAAGAGAGACAAGACUGUCAACAAAGUCGCUUAUAAAUGUUAAUAACGAUCGUUAUUACUGUUUGCUCGAGUGCUAUUUCAUUGAUAACUAAUUGAUAACGAGGUAACGGCGUUUAAAUUGCGUAGAUUUGUUUAUAAUCCUAGAGAUUCUUUAAAAGCCCAGUGAAUUAAUACAGAUUUUGAGUCACCAUAAACAUUCUCACUCCCUCGCUAUCGCUUAGAAAGCAUUCGUCACGAAACAUAACCACAAAUAGAAGAUGUUUUAUAAACAUGUUCAAUUUUUAAGAAGAUUUUGCAACUUGUUUUAAGAUCACAUACCACUGCCAGCGAUGUGGAAAAUUUGUUUGUUCAGAACGUUUUUGUGUAACAUUGUUCAGUUCACAUAAUCUGUAUCCAAAAUGCGCUUAGUUUCAGGGGCCAUGCUGGACCAUACUUUAGCCGCGCAGGGUGGCUCCUAUGUUUUGCGCUCUUAAUAGAAGGAUUAAUAAAAAGGCGCUUAUGUUUACCCGAAUGACAUCGUUAAGUAUCGCUGAAGCCAAAAUUCCGUUUCAUUAUCCAAAAGGGGCAACUUGCAGUAGGUUGUUCUGAUAAACGCGCUCGUUAGUUUAACGUUUGAGGUUGUUUUGAGUAAGAAAGCACUUCAAUCGAAGGUUCAGAUACAAUACAUCCGUUUUCUGAAUCACAAGAAGUAUUAUUGUCUGCAUUAUCGUAUUGGCGUUUUAUGGUUGGCAAUCAUGGCUUCGCAUUUGACACCGUGGAAGAUAUUCCAAGGCCACAUGAACGUAGGGAUAGAUGGGCACUCAGAAGCCACUGAUAGCGAAUAAUAACAAAGUCUCAUACACAGCAGUACUGCAUCGUUACAUUGACUCUAAAGAAAUGCCAUCGAGGUAUGAUAAGGACACAAACCAGCACCCCUUAGAGCACUUAAACCAUGCCACACCUAGACUGCGUCCUGAUGAAAAAGCUUCUGAUGACAAAUCGCAGAGGAACUCUUUUGACUUUAGGGCGCAUCCAAACCUUCCUGGAAUCCCCAUUCCAUAUGAAUAUCAUGUUGAAAUGAAACCUGAAAGUAUCUAUGUGGAAUCAAAAAAAAGAAUUCUGCGGAGAGACAUCUUUAACUUUUUGGAAGGACAUAAAACUUUUUCGAGCAGAGUUUAUCACCAUUUUGUUAUAUUCAUCAUUCUUAGCAGUAUUUUGUUCGCAGUUUGCUCCACUCUAAAGGACCAAUCAGACACAUUUUCUAUUCGUAUGCGUAAUGUCACACUAGGAUAUGAAUUCUGUUUAUUCUUUAUUUUCUCCAUCGAAUAUGGCCUACGAGUAUGGUCCUGUACUGCUAAUAGCAGCUACAUUAGCUUCCAGGGAAGACUCCGGUUUAUUCGCCGACCGAUUAUGAUUCUUGAUGCAGUCACUAUACUUGCUUCGGUGAUAUUGAUUGUGACCUUGGCAUUGAAUUUCCAAACUGAUGAAUAUCGGUUCUUGUUCCUACUUCAGCUGUUUCGUGUUCUAAGAAUCGACAGGCAUCGAGGUGCAUUUGCUACCUUUCAGUGUGUUGUCCGUAAUCAUUUCAAAGAACUCCUCACUUGCUGGUAUAUGGGAUUUAUCGUUAUUAUGUUUUUGAGCUAUAUAACAUACGCCGAUCCGAGUCAUACGUCAUCAAAGGGGACUGUUUCUGACUUGGCUAAUGGAUUGUAUUGGGGUGUGGUUUCAAUGACAACCAUUGGAUAUGGCGAUGUCUCCCCUGUUACCGGAUUGUCUAAAAUAGUUCUCUGCAUAUUUGCACUUAUGGGAGCAGGGUUUAUAGCGAUGCCUGCUGGUAUAAUUGGUUCAGGGUUUGCACUGCAAGUAAUCGAGCAAAGGAAAUUGAAACAAAAGACUAGACGAAGAAGACCAGCUGCUGAACUCAUACAGAUUGCAUGGAAAGUUUAUGCAUCUAACCCAGCGCGAGGCUUGACGAAGACUUGGCUGACACAUAUGAAACUACGGGUUUCUAUGGUUAAUAGUCACAGAAAUUCUUUAGAUUUAUCGGCAUUGAAUUCUAGCUACGAAUCAUUCGAAAACAUCCACAUUCGAAAUCUCACAAUUGGCGAGAAGCAUGCUCUGGGAUUCAUAAGACGUCUUCAGAUGAACGUUGCUCUGCGUAACUUCAAGCAAUCCACAAGGCCGUAUGAUGUCAAAGACAUUCUAGAUAGAUUUGCGGCAGCCCAUGUUGAAAUUUUUGAGAGAAUCAAGGAGAUCAGGAAAAAGGUUGAUGAUUCAAGGGGAGUUCAAGAGGAAAUUCAAGCAUCGAAGGUGGAAACCGAAAUGAAACUUGAACGAAUUGAAUCCAAGGUAAAUACUUUAACCCAUCAGAUGUCAGAUGUUACAGACUUGCUUCGUGAGCUUCUUGCUGAGAAAUACAUUCAGUCGGCACGUGAAGGAUCAAAUGUUUAGUUCAUUUAGUCUAAUCACAUCGGCUCAAAAUUUUCGGGAAGUAGCUGUGGGUUUUUAUAAUAUUAGACGUGGAUCGUCAUACGCUGGAGCUGUUGAACUCACACGACACAAAGGGGGUAGUUUGAUCACUAUAAACAAGCACAUUGAGGCAUUGUAAGUUUAUAAGAUUUAAGGAAAUAUCAUAAAAUGUGGUUUCUAAGAGAUAAUUUUGUAAUAUCAAUUUCACGGUAAAUAUUUUUCAUUGAUAUCUAAUAUUUUUGUAAAGGGGUUUUCUAAUGUUGUUACAGUUGCUAAAGGGCCUAGCGGAAUCAUUUGCCAACAGCCCCAGGAAAUGGUUAUUAGUAAAAGCAACAACAAUAGAUAUAUUCCCACCUUGGUCAACGUCACUUUCAAGUUCCAUACGAUUACCACGCCAUAAUGUUCUCGUUUUUCCGAAUGCUCAUGCCAGGCAAAUAGAGAGUUUUAAUGAAAAGAGCCAUGAUUGUAGGUUCUCGAAGUAAAGAAAAUAAGAAAGCCUCUGGGUUUGAAGAAAUGGACAUUUUUCUUUUAAAUUGUAUUUUUGAGAUCAAAGAUGAAGCAUCUGAUAGCUUUCAACAGAAAACGUUAUGCCAAUGAGAUGAUUUCCCUAACAAAAAUGACCUAAAAAGCACAACAAUAUUUAUUUUGCUAACUAUUCAUUUUGAAGUUCUGUAAACUGUUGUCUUUGGCGUGUAGACCGAGUAUAUGCAUCGUUAUCAUACCUCCUUUAUCGGUUGUAUUAUUUUACGGGUCCAUUAGAUCUGUAACAUUGAAAGAAGGUUGCUUCCUGAAAUCGUCAUUACUUUCGAAUGAGAGGUAUCAUUUAAUGUAAAAUAGACUUUUUAAUGUCAUUUAUAUCAGAAACCCGUUUAGGCGUAGCCUGGAAAGCAUUUUUUACAUGAAGCAUAUUUUGUAAUAAUCCUGCAGGUAGUUUCAGGUAUUUAAAGCCAUACAUUUAUUACCAGUACACUAAUAAUGAACAUUUAACUGUAACAUCUUUUGUAACUGUAACAACUAUUCAUAUUUAGUUUUGAACUAAAUGUUGCUUAGUUUGGUUAAAAUAAGCAAUCGUUUUUAAACUCAUGUUCUUCAUGGGCUGGACGUAUAUUCUGGAAAUGAAUAUUUUCUUCGCCUUAAUUAGAUGUAAUAUUAUUUCAAAAGAAUUAUCUUUCUUUUCUAAAAAUGUUCGCCUACAACAACGAUCAGCCCCUAAUUUGAUUUCAAAUUCAAUUGAUGAUUUCUUCACCUACGUAGCAGGAAGGGACGUUAUCUGUGAUUCCAAGUUAAUCUUUUACUUAAAAUCACCCCCAAUUUUUACAACACUACUGUACUGUUAAUCUAUCCAUUUUAUUUUGCAUAAAUUAUUGCCCUAAUGAAAGGGUCCUGUUGUACCUUUCUUGUGGUUUUUGUUUAAUAAGUCGAGAAACAAAAUUGUAGCCAACAGGUAUGGCUGACUGAAAUUGUCUUGGUUGUCUUCAUUAGCUUUUCAUCAGAUCAUUAAGAUUAGCUUUGAAACACCGUAUUUCUAUAGGAAAUAUUUUGAAAAAAGCUAGGUUUUGCUUUUUCGAAAGUUGAAAGGCCCAGGAAACAUUAAAUGUCUGGAUUCAUUUUCAUCAGCAAUUUUCAGUGCUAAACUUUUUGGCAAUUUCUUAAAAAUUUCUUGUCAAUGUUAUCAAGGAUUCGAAAAAAGACUUUUACUGAAAAUGCUCAUACCAUCAAUUUAUCAGGCCCAGUGAAGUUUUCCUUUCUU